This is a messenger RNA of Pundamilia nyererei, 2667 nucleotides long. RefSeq names its product solute carrier family 39 member 4 (gene slc39a4). The record is from RefSeq and is a predicted model, not a curated record. Gene Ontology annotation, biological process: intracellular monoatomic cation homeostasis; zinc ion import across plasma membrane. Gene Ontology annotation, cellular component: plasma membrane. The transcript has 12 exons. Lineage: Eukaryota; Metazoa; Chordata; Actinopteri; Cichliformes; Cichlidae. The coding region runs from base 101 to 2212 and encodes 703 amino acids. Gene Ontology annotation, molecular function: monoatomic cation:bicarbonate symporter activity; zinc ion transmembrane transporter activity.
UACCUUGAGACUGUAGGAGCCUCUGUCACACUAUUUCUGCACCUUUUUUUUACACUUUUAGUCUUUGCAAAUCUUUUUUGUCUUCAAAGACAGUUUUAAGAUGAUUUCCUCUUCGCCGUUUCUUCUGCUGCUUCUCCCCGGAUGGGGUUUGCUCAGUUUUGUCUCGGGUUCCCCCGCUGUGGAGGAAGCUUACGAGGCUGUGGUGAGCAUCGUGUCUCCAGGACAGCAGUAUCUGACCGGGGAAUCCCUUCACUCCCUCUUUAAUACACUGGAGCACCGUGUGCACUGCGGCGAAGUGCCGUGUGAAAAGUGUGAUCUUGCAGAUGCCGUUCAUCAGCUCAUAGGCAAUCCCGACGUCCAAUAUGAGGAAGAAACUAGAAGAAACAGUGUAAAUGUGGCUGUCACUGUAUCUCAGUUCACGGCUCUCGCCUCCGGCUCCGUCCUUUACCUUUCUUCUCCUGGCCUGGUCUGCACAGCGAUAAAAACAGGAACAUGGGGAGAAGAGACUGAAAAAUUCCUGCACAAAUUCACACAUAAUGAUCCCCAUGAACACAAGAGUGAGGCAAACCAUGACCAUGAACACAUAGACGUCCAUGGAUUAGAAGGUGUCAUUCAAGAGCUUCGCAGCCACUACGACCCCACAGAAAGUGAGAACUGUAUAAGCGCUAGUGGCAUCAUGGCACAGGUCGACGCAUCAUCAGGAGACCAGAAACAGGAAGUGGGUGCGGUUUUGGGAUAUGUGCUGUAUCACGCCCUGCAAGGUCACUGCUUCACUGAUCAGUCCCUGCCUGAUGAGAGCUUCUUCAUGAACUACAUCAUGGAGCAGCUCGGCUCAGAAAAUUUCACUAUCCUGGACCUAAAGGCUGUCAUGAAGAGCCUGAAUAUCGGACCUAGCUCCGAGGAAGACCAUGGACAUGAGCACACAGCAGAUGAACACGCCGACCAUGAUGACAAUGUCCAGAGAUGGAGGAAGAGAAGCAGUGACAGUGUUGAGGGACGUGAAAGUAAUAACACUUGGGAACAGCGUUGUUUCUCAGCUGAAGAACUGGUCCAGAUCUACGGUCUGGCAGAGAAUAGCUCUGCCUCCUCUGGUCUGGGUCGGCCUGGCGUGGUUCAGCUCAGCCCUGCGCUUGUCCAGCAGAUCCUGAGCGGAGCUUGUGCAGAUAUUACAGAUCCAGAAAAACCUGAUGGGCUCUCCAAGGCUGAGAGAUACCUCUAUGCAACCAUCGCCAAUUUGCUGAUAACAGUGAUAUCCAUGUUUGGCAUUGUGGUGUUGCUGUGUGCCGCCUGUACCAGUGUUUUCCAGAUGUGCAUCCAGUUUUGCAUCAGCCUGGCAGUCGGUUCACUGACUGGAGAUGCCCUAUUGCACCUGAUGCCAACAUUUCUGGGUUUGCACGUGCACUCAGACAACGGUGGCAGCAGCGAAGAUUCAAGUCACAGUCAUGAGGAAGAAACUCCGGACUACGUAUACAAGAUGCUGGUACUGAUUGCAGGGAUCUACUGCUUUUACCUGAUGGAAGUUUCCUUCUCUCUGAUCACAUAUGGUGAUAAGCAUCACGACCAUAAACAUCACCAUGGGGAAGAAUCUGAGCCUCACCACUGUGACCAUGGGAGAGUUUUAGAGAUGUAUCAACAGGAACAGAAACAAAAAGACACAAAGUCACAGUCCAUAUCCAAAGAAGACCUGGUUAGCUGUGAGGACAAUGAGAAACCGCUUCCAGAGCCAAAGGAGCGCACCAGAGAGCAGCGUCUGCUGCCUUAUAUGAUUACGAUCGGUGACACGAUCCACAACUUUGCAGACGGCUUAGCGCUAGGUGCAGCUUUCGCCCUGUCCUGGAAGUCUGGUCUGGCCACGUCACUGGCUGUACUCUGCCAUGAGUUACCGCAUGAGCUCGGUGACUUUGCCAUUUUGCUCAACUGUGGCCUGUCUGUCCGCAAGGCCUUAGCUCUAAACAUCGCCAGCACCCUGACCUCGUUCAUCGGCAUGUACGUCGCUCUGUCUGUAGCCACUGACCUCGCUACCCAGCAGUGGAUAGGUGCCAUUACUGCAGGGCUCUUUCUAUACGUGGGACUCGCUGAUAUGCUGCCCACCAUGAUCCAUAUCAGCAACAAGAAACCCUGGCUGACAUUUCUGCUGCAGAAUGUCGGCCUUUUGACAGGGUGGGGUAUUUUAUUAUUGUUGUCUCUUUAUGAAGAGAAGAUAAGUUUUUAAUGCACAGUCUGGCAAGUGAACGGUCUCUCUGAGAUCUUAUGAGAGUUUAUGAAUGUUGUUGACAGGUUGCUGUAAGACCUAGUUUAUACUUGAUUUCUUAAGGAAUUCCUAAUGAAGACACGGUGUACCAGACACACAAAACCCACUUGUGCAGUGUGCCAAGGUGAAGAGUGUCUCUGCAAACCAUUUGUUUCAGAGUAUUUAUUUUCUGUGCGAGGUAUUAGAAAAGAGAGCAGGUUUCAAUAUUGAAGAUCACAAGAAAUGUACCACAGAUAACCCAGAGACCACAAUAACCCAUUAAAUUAUUUGAGUGUGUUUAGUUAAAAGUUCCUUUUAUUUGUUGCACUGAUAACGUUUCACUGACAGCAAAUACCAGAAUGUGCUGCUCUGCUGUAUUAGAUAGAUUUGUCCAAAAAUAUCACUUAGACACUUGAAAUGUAACAUUCAAGCAAACA